GUCCCCAAAACCCGGAAAAUGAUGAGCACCACUUCAAACAACCACUGUGACACGUCCACGGAGGAGGACUGCGCCAUUUGUCUGGACAGAAUUCACCAGAAGAAAACCUUAACAUGUCUGCACUCCUUCUGUUUGGAGUGUAUCGACUCUGUUUUCAAGUUGAAACCCGCCUGUCCGAUAUGCUACACUUACCACGGAGUGUACACGGGCACGCAGCCGGAAGGGACGAUGACGGUGAGGCGCAGCCCGCAAAGCCUGCCGGGAUAUGAGCACUGCGGGACCAUCACCAUCGACUACCACUUCACAGCAGGGAUACAAGGGCCUGAACACCCAAACCCAGGGGUGUGGUACAGCCCCACCAGACGCACAGCUUUCCUGCCAGCAUGUCAAGAGGGAGAGAAAGUCCUGAAGCUGCUGAGAAAAGCCUUUGACAGAAAACUCAUCUUUACCGUUGGGCGAUCUGUCACCACGGGCCUCAACAAUGUCAUCACCUGGAAUGACAUUCAUCACAAGACCAGCAGGACAGGAGGUCCACAACGUUUCGGGUAUCCAGACCCAGAAUACUUAUUUAGGGUUCAAGAAGAGCUUCGCCUAAAGGGAGUUACAGAAGAUGACUGAUGGAAGACGCCCUUCAAAAACUCCAUGAAAAUAACUUUUAAUACUAUGUAUUGUACCAAGGUACUAAGGUUCUUUAUUUAAGUUUGCACUUUUUGCAGCAUCUCUGACACUGGCAGAUGUUUGUGAUUGUUUCCAAAGAGUUUGCACCUUUCUGCAGAAUAUGCAGAUAGAUAACUUGUAUUCAGUCAAAUUUACCAAGAAACGAGGAGUAAGACGAUAAGUGAAAGAGACUGUUAUAGUGGUCAGUAUGUUUAAAUAAUACAGUUAUGUCAUAGUUGCUUUUGCCAUGUCUUAUUUUGGACCAGUUUAGUUCUCAGGGGCAGAACAGGGUUACACUAAGCAACAACAAUGCAGCAGGUAAAACAGGUUCAUGAGUCCAGUGGGUUGACAGUCAUUGACAGUCAGGGCAAAACAUUCUCAGUAGGUGUCCUUUAAAUAUACUGUGCCUAUUGAUGGCUACAUCUGCUGCGCAUGGAUAAAAAA
Sphaeramia orbicularis (orbiculate cardinalfish) is the source of this 1101-nucleotide messenger RNA. Its product is annotated as probable E3 ubiquitin-protein ligase DTX3. Lineage: Eukaryota; Metazoa; Chordata; Actinopteri; Kurtiformes; Apogonidae. The record is from RefSeq and is a predicted model, not a curated record. Bases 19 to 618 code for a protein of 199 amino acids. The transcript has 3 exons. Gene Ontology annotation, molecular function: metal ion binding. Gene Ontology annotation, biological process: protein ubiquitination; Notch signaling pathway.